Molecule: messenger RNA, 1452 nt
Organism: Ruditapes philippinarum (Manila clam)
Lineage: Eukaryota; Metazoa; Mollusca; Bivalvia; Venerida; Veneridae
Product: baculoviral IAP repeat-containing protein 8-like
Exons: 6
Coding region: 101-553 (150 amino acids)
Molecular function (GO): ubiquitin-protein transferase activity
Source: RefSeq, a predicted model, not a curated record
GCUAUUUUAAAAUCCAUGUAAUUCGAAUAUCGCCAUUACAUUUGGAUAUCUAACAUCUGAACUUUGUUUUGUAAUUUAGAUCAUCAUUUAGACGUUUUUAAUGAUGGCGGACUUAAAGACUAAAAUGGAAGAACAGAUAAAGCUGUUUGAGGAAUGGGCGUUGCAGAAUAAGUUGCAGGAUAAGAAUGAGAGAGAUAAAAACGAUGCACAUCAGAUAAAAGAAAAGCAGGAGGAGGAAAAAGAGCCAAAGCACAAAAUGAAACGAAUACGCCACAAACUGAAACCGACUAUUGGCUUAGGAGGUGAAAAAAAGGAAAGAGGAAAACAAAUGGGAAAGGACGAAAAAUUAAGAGGCGAGUUGGAUGAUGCAGAAAAGGAGAUACUAGAGCUUGAACAACUGUUCCGGUGUAAAGUAUGUCUCGACAAAGAUAGCUGCAUCGUCUUCUUUCCUUGUAGACAUAUGGCAACUUGUGAAUACUGUGAAGGUUUCCUUCACAGUUGUCCUAUUUGUCGGCUUGUUAUUGAGGAGGCAGUCAAAUUAUCUGAGGAGUAGUUGACUUAUCGAAAGAGGAAAUGAAAUCAGCUUUGUUGCGGUUUUGGAAAAAAAUGUGUCAAUAUAUUUUUCAUUCUUUGUGUAGAUUUGUGUAUAAUUCCUGAAUGUUUAUAACCUUAAUGAAUAUAUUACUUUUAUGUAAAACCUUGCUUCAUUCAAUCGUAGAAAAAUAAUGAACAUACUACUUACAAUAAAUGGACACCGCAUUUGAAUGAAUACGUUACUUUAUAAGUGUUUUAGAUGAAAUUGAAGUAAAAUAAGAAUGACCGAAACAUCAAUCAAGUGUAAUCAAAAGACUUUGACACUCUUUCAAAAUGAGCCAUAAUAGAAUUUUAAUUUGUAUAAAAAUAGGUUUAAAAAUACCUUAGAUAAUGUUUUUGUAACACUUGGUUAAUAUUUUUGAAAAAGAGGUCUACUAAACAAGAUGGCUUUACAUGCAUAAUACAAAGCAUAUUUUUUAGAAAUUUAAUUGUUUCAACAGAAUCGAGUACAUAACACAAAACAUUUCAAAUUGUAGAAAUGAAAUAAAAGACUAUAAAUUAUUUAAUUAGUCACACAAAAUAAAAAGCUGAAGGUACAUUUUCUAUAAAAUAUGAUAUGUUUCAUCCCCAAAACGCAAUGUAUUUCAUUUCCUAGAGAACAUAAAGUUUGAAUAAAGAAUUUAAAAAAAAAAUCAUAUUAUAUUAUGUUGUAUAAUCCAACCAAUUAUCAUUUAAUGGAUUCUAAUAACCUAUUAGUACUAUGCCUUAACUUUUUAGAACAGCCGGCAUUUAAAAUGUUCAUAUAGAACGUAUUAUACUUAUUUUACGUUUUUCACCCUCACUUUUUUGUUAUGUAAAUUUCCAACAGGCCACAGGGAGUUAUCCUUAACGCUAAAGCAAGUGUACCAUGUAAAUAAG